GGAAAGGUCUUGAUUAGUAGAAUAUAACAAGCAAAUUUGUUACAUUCAUAGACCAAACAACAGUGAGUAUUAGCGUGUGAAAUCCAAAUGUAUUUAGCAAAAUAAUGAUAUACAGACUUUCCAUCACAUUUUGGUUUAUUACUUCCUGUAAAAUAAACAUCAUGUAGAAAAAUAUAUAUUACAACUUACAGCAGGCGAUCCUGAAUCAAACAAGCCCUCACUCAACAUCACAUGUUGUGUAAAUCCAGAGAUGUCCCUCAAAGUGUGUCCUGAGAGCUACGGAAACAACAGGAAGACAUCCCGUGUGCUCAUGUUGCCUAAACAUGGUGGCACUCAUAUGCCCAACACCAUAUGUAGAGUAAAGCAGCUUUUUCUCCAGGACUCACAUGAUUGGUCUGGACUUCAUCUCAUUUUAUACAUAUUUUACAAUAAUACUACUACAAUAAUUUCUGUUUAAAAGUUUAGCAAUUAGCAAAAAUCACUGCAUCUAUAAGACAUUUCUAUCUCCAACAUGAGCUCUUUUAUUCUGUGUGUGCAUUUCAUCACUUCCACCAUAAACAUGUUUCUCUUCCACAGUUGUUAUUCUCUCUACGGUCUCUUGCUACUUCAGUCUGAUCACUUCAGUUCUAGUAUCACGUGAUUUUGAACAUGUUCAUGAUGUUUAUUUUCAAUUUCCCUUUCCUUUUCUUCUUUCCUUUGUGGUUAGUAUUUCCGUUUUAAUCAUUCUUGUUAGAUUUGAAAGGUCUACAGAGUGAACACGGCUGGAUAACACAAACCUUUCUUCUGUAUUAAGGGUGAAUUGACCUCCAAUCAUGUUUUACAGGAAUAUUUAGUGUCUGCUGUUUCAGUUUUAACUGCUUAUAUUGACCUCAGUGACUUCAACAUCAAAUUUCAUACAUUAACAACAUGGCGCAGAGACAACAAAGAGGAGAUGAAACAUUCACACAUAAAGCAGAAUUCAUUGAAGAGUUCAGAUUUAUUCUACUCGGAGCUAAAAAAGGUCUUAUGGAUCGAGCCUGUGACAUCAUCCUCAGAGGAAGAGGAGAACCCGUUAAUUCUGGAUUAUUUGAGCACAGAAAGGGUCGAGUAUCAAGAAGAAAGAUCUCUGUGGUGAAAACACCUUCCUCAUGGAUGAAUCGUUUGGCAUCAUUGUUUUUCCUCUCCUCAGGAGUUGAAUCUAUCAAGGAUGAGAUGUUAGAUUGUGCAUCACAGGUCUUUCCUGGACCUCAUGCCUUUCUGUUAGUGACUGACAGCCAACAAGCGACUGGAAAGGCAAAUUAUCUAUUAAAAGAAAUCGCAAAAGUGUUCAGCAAAGAGGCCUUAAACUAUGUUGUGGUUCUGUAUAUUGGACAAAAUAAUGCAGAACGGGUCAGUUCCAUCAGAAAUGUGAACAGGUUUCAUACUUUGGAAGACACUGACCAGAGUGUUGAGACUCUGUUCAGACACACUGAAAGAAUGAUUCAUAAAAACAAAUGCAAGUUCUUUAUUCAGAAAUCAUAUGAAACCCUCAUGAAAAAAUCAUUUUCAUCAUGGAAAAAGGACAAAAUGGCUGAAAUAAGACAAGAAACAGAGAAACCACUAAGGAAUGAGAUUAGAGACAUAAAACAACAGCAUGCACAAGAGAUGACUGAAUUAACAGAAAGGUUCACACUCACUGAGAAUAAUCUAAAGAAAGAAAUGGCAGAAAAAGAUGAACGGCAUGCACAAGAGAUGACUGAAUUGAAAGAAAGGUUCACACUCACUGAAAACGAUCUAAAGAAAGAAACUGCAGACAUGAAACAACAGCAUGCACAAGUUGUGACUGAAUUAACAGAAAGGUUCACACUCACUGAAAACGAUCUAAAGAAAGAAACUGCAGACAUGAAACAACAGCAUGCACAAGUUGUGACUGAAUUAACAGAAAGGUUCACUCUCACUGUGAAUAAUCUAAAUAAAGAAAUGGACGAGAAAGAUGAACGGCAUGCACAAGAAGUAAAUGCUUUGAAAGAAAAGUCCACACUCACUGAGAAUAAUCUAAAGAAAGACAUGGACACUUUGAAAUGUUUGAUGAUGGAUACUCUGAUAAAAAGUAAAGAUAUCAAGCAGGAGGAAACAGGUGCUUCAAGUGCUCAUGACAGUCCGUUAAUUAAAGAAUUAAAGGCUUGUAAAGACAGUGAGACCUUGAGAAACAUCUUUUCAUCAGUUGUUGAUGAGUUUAAUAAAAAGCUGGAGGCUUCUAAAGUGACAGAGAGCCGUUUGAGAGACAUGUACGCAUCCAUGCUUGAUGAUUACAUUCGUCGUGAGAAUCAACUUAAAACCGAUAAUCGGGAGUUGAAUAAAAAGUUGGAGGCUUCUAAAGAGACAGAGAGAUGUUUGAGAGACAUGUACGCAUCCAUGGUUGAUGAUUACAUUCGUCGUGAGAGUCAAUAUAAAACGGAUAUUGAGAAACUUCAAAAAGAGAUAAAAAAUGUCAUGGCAAAAGAGAAACAUCAGGAACAGAAACCAGGAGAGGCAGAAGAUGGAGACACACAUCACAUCAAACAGUUGGAGACAGAUUUCACUAGAAAAGAAACAGAUCUGGAUAACAGCUCGGCGUUAACUUCCCCUGCCUUGUCUGAAGACAAAGUCAGUCCUCUAGAUCAAAGAGAAGGAGAUUCACAAGCCAGUGGAUCGAGUGAGUCUGGACAUUCAAAACCUGUGCGACGGAACAGCCUUGACCGUACACGUCCUAACAUGUCUGAAGGCAAAGAAAAACUUCUAGAUGAAGGAGAUGCAGAGAUGAAGAGCAGUCCAGAACAUUCCCAAUCCAGUGGAAUGAGUGAGUCUGGAGACACACACCUGUAUGACAAGACAGCAAAGACUUCGCUGGAGAAGAAAAGAAUUCAUACAAAAAAUUUAGUAUGAAUAAUUUUUCUCAGCUUUCUGAAUAUACUGCAGGUAAUGCACCCCUAAAAUCAGAAGACUAGAGGACACACCCAUAACCCCAACCCUAAACCUAACCUUUUCCCCAUUCCUAAAAUCUGUUGAAAGGAACAGGGUCCCCAUCCACCUUGACCAAUGUUGUUUUUCAUGACUAGAAAACUAGAAAGACUUACUAGAAGAAUGCCUUUAGCCUCCUUAUUAGCGCACCCACCUCCCAUGCCGGAGACGCCGGUUGGAGUCCUGUUCGGAGCGGGGCCGGUUACAAUGGUGCCGUGACCCGGAUGUGAGUGAGGUUUAGGGGGGUGAGUGUAACGGGAGCCAGCUGGUAGAUAGCUGUGCAAUGUGUAGAAACCUCACUUUCCUGGCCUCAAGAGGUGCACUAGCUACUGACGCUAGAGGCUGUAGCCUUUAGCCUCCUUGUUAGCACACCCGCCUCCCACGCCGAGUCCCGUUCGGAGCGGAGUGAACAGGGCCGGUUACAUUUACAGCUGGUAAUAAGACGUGUUUAGGACGAUCCGAUUGCAAAUGGUCAGCGCUAAAUAUAGUUGUUAACGGGGUGCAAAAUGUAUUGUGCUCACAAAAAUCACAUACAGAUGUAGUCAAAAACCACAUCGCAUUUGAGGUUUGCCGUCCUGGAUGGCAGUAAAGCACCACCGGUGAGUGAGGUGGUGCUUUGUGACUUUUUACAGUUUACAGUUUUCCUCAUUGCAAGUCUGGUGAAACACUGUCAUCGCCUCCUUUUCUGUGAUAGGCUUAUAACAAAUUGUAGCAGUAAAGAUGUUUGGAGUGAACCUGCAGUUCUUUGCUGUCACAUUGAACGGGAACCGCUCUUAGAUGAUGACGCGGCCGGGAUAGACCUUUUUGUUUUUUGUCACGCAACAUGUGUGAGCUUUGGAUAUUUUUCUGCGCAUGGUUUUUGAAAAUGCGCAUGUUUUGUGAGGUUAGUUUAUUAAACCUUUCAAAGAAAUUCAAUCGUCUUCUUUAAACCAAAUAUCCACGUAUUUGCAGAUGAUAUAUGAUUAGAAGUUGUAUUGCUAUCAUUAGACAAGACAGUUAAAAUUACAGGGAGUAUUGAGGAGAAAAUACCAAAUAUCAGCCUCGGUGAUAUAUCAGUCGACUUUAAGCAAAACAAUUGCAGACAUUGAAUACAGCCGAUAAGAAUGUCGGUAAAGGUGUCUACAUGCAAUGUGGAAUUGGAAAAGAGUAGAGCCCGACCGAUAUGGGAUUUUUGAGACUGAUACCGAUUUUAGAAGUGGAAAAUUCACUGAUUACUGAUAUGAUGGCCGAUAUAGUUCAUCUUUGAGCUGGAAUAAAAGCAGAACUUUUCUAUGUGGAUUGUUCACUGAUUUUGCACCGAUAUGACUAUACAAAGGUUCUCAGAAGGCUGAUUCUUAAACAAAUAUUUUUAUCAAAGAAUAUUUGACAUUAUUAUUAUACAUGGUCAACAAAUUCUAGAAAUGUACACUGAGAAAAUAAAGAAUACAUAUCAGUACUGUAUGUGUAAUAUCAGUCAAAUGCUAACCAUUUAAAUAAAUAAAUAAAAAUAAAAUAAACUAGCUAAAUAAACAUCAGUACUGUUUAGUAUGAGUCAAAUGCUGACUAUUUUAAUACUGCCAGUCAAUUAUUGGCAGAUUGUAAAACAGGAAGCAUUUACACCUGCCGUGAUGAGAGAAAAAUUAGCGUUAGCGGUGUUACAUCGUAUUCUGCUAUACAGGUUUAGGGGAAACUUUCAACGGUGCAAAAUCAGUCAAUUAAAUAUUACACUUUAUAAAUGCAAUGACUGGAAUUGUUCGGUUGAAGGAGGCACCAAACUGUGAAUCCUGAACAAAACCGUUUGGUGAAUACAUGUUUACACAUUAGCUUCCACUCAAACUGACAAGCGAUGAAAGUAGCUACGUGGUUAGCUAGUUUGCUAUAAGCUCUGAGACAAACGAUGAACUUUAUUUACUUUCCAGCAUUGCGUCUCACCAACUAGGUAACAAUGUAUUGUGAAAUCAAUACUCAACAGACACAAUCCACCACCGCACUGUUGUCUGCUGAGCUGCAAAAAGAUGCUCUGAUGUUUACCUUUCAAUCUGCUACAUUACUGACUGCACUGAGAAACUAUAGCUGCUAUCAGCAAACAGACAUGAGUGACAUGGUUAUCAGGGACAGGGUUAAUGUUAUAUUAGUUAUACUGAACAGGGAAAAUGAUGGGGUCAUUGUUUAUUAACUUUCCAGUAUGUAUUUCAUAAACUAGUUAGCAACUUGCCGAGAAGACACUGCUUAACACCGCCCUGUCUGCAGAACAGCUCAGAGUCGGAGCGCGCUCUGCUGGACAAACUACGUAAUGACACCAAUUCUAAAGCAUUGUUUUCUGCAUUAUAUGUUCUGAAAUAAAGGUUUUCAUAUCUGUGCAUGUUGGUAAACAUAUACGACCAUACCGAUAUAUCGGUGAAAGGCUAAUAUCGGCCGAUAAUAUUGUCCGACCGAUCGGUUUUUACUCAAACUGCUACAUAAUAUUGCCAUAUUUGCAUAUAUAAUAAAGCAGAGGUCAGGUUCCUCUUAAGGUUUUUUCUCUUAACUAACAUUGAAAGGAGUUUUGUUUCCUUGCCACAGUCACCUUCAGCUUGUUACUGGGGGCUUUAAGACAUUAAGGCAUUAUUUUAAAUGAAGCUGCUUUGAAUCAAUGUGUAUUGUGAAAAGUGCUAUACAAAUAAAAAUGACUUGAAUGUAGACAAACUAAUUCUUCUCAAGAAAAACAUGAAGAAUGUGAGUUCAUGUGAGUUUUGUUAAUAAUGCAGUGCUGUUGUUUAAGUUACAUUAUUAUAGAGCUCUAUUAUAGACUCUAUUGUAUC
Molecule: messenger RNA, 5738 nt
Organism: Xyrauchen texanus (razorback sucker)
Lineage: Eukaryota; Metazoa; Chordata; Actinopteri; Cypriniformes; Catostomidae
Exons: 5
Coding region: 907-2883 (658 amino acids)
Molecular function (GO): GTP binding
Source: RefSeq, a predicted model, not a curated record